AUGGCGGCUACCUUCCAUCUGUUCUCCAAGUUUGCUGUGCGCAAGUCAGGCUUGAGGAGUGUCACUUGCGUGCGACAAAAGACGGAUCCACUACCGAGCCAUCCUCACAACAUGCCACCAAAGAACACGCCUCAAAAAAACGCUUCCAAUGCAGGAUACUCAAGCGAACACUCCCCCGACGAGCCAGACCAAGACGUCCUGUCCGAUUUUGAGGAAGAAAGCUCAUCUUCCAGUUCAGAGUCUCCACCCAAAGAGAAGCGAGUGACCACUUCCGAAGGCGAAGGCGAAGACGACGAUGUCGUUGCCGUGAGCAAAGAUAGCACACCUAGUCCCACCGCAAGCACCAUCCUGAUAAGGUUUGAACUUGAGGAUACUCUGCUGGCAGGAAAGAUGAACGAGAAGUGGAAGAAGGGGUUGAGUGAUGCAGAGAGGGCAAAGAAGCUGCAGGAACUGCUGGAUAAAUGCACUGCCAAGAGGGAGGAGGGGGGAAGAGCGGCGGUGGAAGAAAUGAAGAGGAGAAUGGAGGAGGAUGACGAAGAGGAACAAUAUGAGGGGAAAGGUAAGGGUAAGCAGGUCUAA
Messenger RNA from Alternaria metachromatica, 579 nucleotides. RefSeq lists its product as uncharacterized. The record is from RefSeq and is a predicted model, not a curated record. The transcript is spliced from 2 exons. Bases 1 to 579 code for a protein of 192 amino acids. Lineage: Eukaryota; Fungi; Ascomycota; Dothideomycetes; Pleosporales; Pleosporaceae.